Molecule: messenger RNA, 1771 nt
Organism: Colletotrichum destructivum
Lineage: Eukaryota; Fungi; Ascomycota; Sordariomycetes; Glomerellales; Glomerellaceae
Product: Putative mitochondrial adapter protein MCP1
Exons: 2
Coding region: 218-1240 (340 amino acids)
Biological process (GO): mitochondrion organization; lipid homeostasis
Cellular component (GO): mitochondrial outer membrane
Source: RefSeq, a predicted model, not a curated record
GUAGAGUGUGCUUGCUGCUUCUGCUGCUGCAACCAACCUAUGACGUGUUGAGGAAUGGUCAGCUGCGCAGUCGACAAUUUGAGGGUAACCUACCAUAAGUGAUUAACUUGCAUACAACUUUUUUUUUUGCCAAGGUGCAACUAACGAACAAUCCAGUCGACAUACGAGCAGCCUGUCCAUUGCCAGUCUUGCCCAGAACUGAAGGCAAGCAUCGUUCAUGGAGUCUAGAUCCCUCCACUCGAAGCCCUCGGAGGAGACGCUCGUAUCGCUUCUGCAACUAGAUCCGUCGCCCAUCGAGACACCCGAUACCGACACCGAGAAAGACCUUCCUCCUUUACCUGAUGAUACACUCGAGAACAAAAUUGACUCACCCAUAUCCACCUCUUCCCGCCCUGGGUUAAGUGGGAGCGGUCAUAGUGCCGUCUUUUAUCUUACACGCAUCCAAAAGUUUUCUUCGUACCUGAUACCUGUAUUUGUGUCACUUCAUGUUGCCAACACUUCGAUAAUACCCCUAAUUGCUCGCUCCGUUCCGGCUUCUGAAACGUAUCUGUUGUUGUCCCGGGAGAUAUACCAAACAACGCUCACAGAACCGCUUCUCGUGGCUCUACCGAUCGUCACACACGUCGCCUCCGGCAUCACGCUCCGCCUCGUUCGCCGGUCGCAAAACCUCAAACGAUAUGGCGGCAAUACACCAGGCAUGUACGCGUUGUAUCGUGCUCAGACUGGCAAAACCUCUCGGUCCUUGACGUCCAACAGCACGAACUCGGCCGGCCGUAUUUGGCCAUUCGUCAGUUACAUCUCCAUUUCUGGCUAUGUCUUCGCAGCACUCCUCGCUAUCCACGUGGGCGUAAACCGCAUACUUCCCCUCCAGAUUGAGGGAGACAGCUCAAAUAUUGGCCUGGCGUUCGUCUCUCACGGGUUUGCUCGGCAACCGUUUGUGUCAUGGCUCGCAUACACUGGUCUGCUGACGGUUGGAUGCGGACAUAUGGUCUGGGGCGCAGCUAGGUGGAUGGGUAUGGCACCAACAGCCAUGGGGUGGAGUGGCAGCGGUGCCAGUGUGGUCGACAAGAAGGUUCGGAAGCGUAGGAGGAGAUCGUGGUGGGCGCUGCACGGCGUGGCCGCGGCAGCGGCUGGCAUUUGGGCAGCUGGUGGCCUCGGCAUUGUGGCAAGAGGAGGUUUGACGGAGGGUUGGGUUGGAAAACUCUAUGAUGAUCUCUUCAGUAGGAUCCCCCUUUGCUGAGAAGGCCUGAUAAGAUCAGAUAUCGAACACAUCGCAUGAUACCCAACCAACGAACAUGGGCACACUCGCCGCGCUCAUGCACUAGCCCAACAACGCCAACGAACCAAUGCUUGACAUGGACUAAUGUGGACUACUUCACGAAGCCGAUGGGCGUUCGGUUCAUGACUUGCCAUUAGAAGCAAGUGAUCGUCACGAACGGCUGCUUCAACAUUAUUGGGGUCGAGGAGGAAAGUAAAACAAUAUUGCUAAGGAAGGCAAUGAGCUUCCAAUCGCUGUAAAUUAGACUAAUUCCACAACAUUUGCAGCUACCAUGUCGAAAACAACAUGGCCUAUUUCGUCCGCGAUCACGUCCGCUCUGAUGAAACCAGUCCAUGCUGAAAGUUGGCCAAAUCCAUUCGCAUGCCCGCAAGUUGCUUGAAAGUAAAGACGAGGUACAGCCGAAAUGACAAGAUGGCCGAACCCCCUUCAACACUCAGGACUCAAGUCGCUGGCUGGUUGCUGUGCGUUUUUGCGGGGGCCAUUCUGACAACA